AUGGAUCCGAAGUUGUUGUUUUGUUUACCUCAAGGAGAUGAAUUAUUUAAUCCCCUUAAUACCAUGUUUAUACAAAUGGCUUGUAUUCUCGUCUUCUCACAAUUGUUCUAUCUCCUUCUUAAACCUUGUGGUCAAGCUGGUCCCGUAGCACAAAUCCUUGUAAGCAAAAUUUCUUCCUUGCGUUACACGAAACAUCGAAUCCCUACAGUUAAAGACUUCUUCCUUCAGAAAAAUGCAGCAGAUUAUUACUCUUUCUUCUCAUUUGCUUUACGAACAUCUUUCAUGUUCUUGAUCGGUCUUGAAGUCGAUCUACACUUUAUGAGAAGAAAUUUCAAGAAAGCCGCCACGAUAGCGAUUAGCUCAUUUGUGGCUUGUGGUCUACUUAGCCUUGCCUUCUUAUGGUUACUCAUCCCUUUGUUUCAGGUCAAAGACGACCACUUGACGUUUUUCUUGGUUCUUCUCGUUACCUUGUCUAACACGGCAUCUCCUGUUGUAGUCCGAUCAAUCGCGGAUUGGAAACUCAACACCUCUGAGAUCGGACGUUUGACAAUCUCAUGUGCAUUGCUCAUCGAAUUAACAAACGUUGUUCUCUACACCGUAGUCAUCGCGUUCGUCUCUGGAUCGAUGAUAGGUGAUCUCUUCCUAUUUAUUUUCGGGACCGGAGUCUUAAUCUUGCUCAAUAGGUUUCUAGCUCCAUGGCUACCAAAGAGGAACCCUAAAGAGAAAUACCUCUCCAAGGCUGAAACUUUAGUGUUCUUCAUCCUCCUUCUCAUCCUCGCUAUAACAAUCGAAUCCUACGAUGUUAAUUCCUCGGUUUCGGUUUUCACCAUUGGCAUAAUGUUUCCACGACAAGGGAAAACUCACAGAACGUUGAUUCAGCGGCUUAGUUACCCGAUCCACGAGUUUGUUCUUCCGGUUUACUUUGGUUACAUCGGAUUUAGAUUCAGCAUCAUCGCGUUAACCAAACGCUUCUACCUCGGUCUCAUUAUUGUAGUGAUUUUAACGAUGUUAGGGAAAUUUCUUGGUGUAAUAAGCGCUUGUUUAUACCUAAAGAUCCCCAAGAAAUAUUGGCUUUUCUUACCAACCAUUCUCUCUGUUAAAGGCCAUGUUGGUCUUCUUCUUCUCGACGCAAACUUCUCUGAAAAGAAAUGGUGGACAACAACUAUUCAUGAUAUGAUGGUGGCAGCUUUGGUGAUUACAACGCUAGUAAGUGGUAUUCUUGCGUCUUUCAUUCUUAAAGCAAGAGAGAAAGACUUUGCUCACGAUAAAACUUCGCUUGAAUCUCACGACACGAACGAUGAAUUACGCAUUUUAUCCUGCGUUUACGGAGUCCGCCACGCUCGUGGUGCGAUCUCUCUUGUCUCGGCCUUGAGCGGUUCUCGUGGAGCCUCUAAACCGUUCACGCCUCUGCUUAUGCACCUCGUACCGCUCCCGAAGAAACGAAAAUCGGAAUUGUUGUAUCACGAGCACGACGAAGAUGGAGGAAAUGUUCAUGGAGAUGACGAAUUCGGGACCAAUGAAGGUUUAGAAAUCAAUGAUUCUAUUGAUUCGUUUGCUAAAGACAGUAAAAUCUUGAUCCAUCAAGUGAAACUCGUGACGCAAAUGCUUAAUAUGCACGAAGAAAUCUGUAACGCAACCGAAGAUCUUCGCGUUUCGAUUGUAUUUCUUCCGUUCCAUAAACAUCAAAGGAUCGAUGGUAAGACUACAAACGAUGGGGAAACUUUCCGACAGAUGAACCGGAAUGUUCUAAGGCACGCUCCGUGUUCGAUUGGUAUCUUCGUGGACCGAAACAUAACCGGAUUUCAACAGCCGCACGGGUUUGAAUCGGUACAACACGUCGCGGCAUUGUUCUUCGGUGGUCCUGAUGACCGUGAGGCUCUCGCUCUGUGCAAAUGGCUCGCGAACAACACUUUGAUUCAUCUCACCAUCAUACAAUUCAUCUCCGAGGAUUCAAAGGCAGAGACUCCGGUUGGGAACGCGAUGACUCGAGAGAAUAACGAGGUCUUUUUGGAAGUUCUUGGAAGAGAUCAAACUGAACAAGAAACUGAUCGAAGCUUCUUAGAAGAAUUUUAUAACAGAUUUGUGACGACGGGACAAGUAGGGUUCAUAGAGAAGCGUGUGAGCAACGGACCACAUACGUUGACGAUUCUAAGAGAGAUUGGAGAGAUGUAUUCACUGUUUGUGGUCGGAAAGAGCAGAGGAGAUUGUCCUAUGACGGUGAGAAUGAAAGAUUGGGAAGAAUGUCCGGAGCUUGGAACUGUCGGUGAUUUCUUGGCUUCGUCUUUAGAUGUAAAUGCGUCUGUAUUAGUAGUUCAAAGACAGAGACAUUCACAUGAUAGCUUUGUAGAUGAUUAG
Molecule: messenger RNA, 2355 nt
Organism: Arabis nemorensis
Lineage: Eukaryota; Viridiplantae; Streptophyta; Magnoliopsida; Brassicales; Brassicaceae
Source: the annotation of a GenBank genome assembly